AUGAAGAUUCGAACGAUCACGUCGGGACUCGGGAGCGGGGGACACUCGAAGAGGUGCGACUUUGUCGAACUAGUCGAGAAUCUCAAAGGCGAAGAAUUACUCCUCGCAGCCGAGAGAAAUGUCCUCGUAGAGACCUUGAAAACUGGUGCCCUCGGCCUCCCAUUAGCCCCGGAGCCUACCUAUCUCGUCGACGGUCGCAAUUCUCGCCCCGCCAAUCCUCCUCCUUACGAAGAUGAAGCGCUGGGCAACAAUGUCGACUCUACCCGUCCGAAAACAAUCAGGAAAAGGGAGGUCGACCAGGAAGACCUCGCCUUCCUCGUCCACUGGCUCGCCUCGCACGAGAUGAAGAUCGACUUCGAGCUGUAUCGAGGGAAGGAGAAGGGAGAGCUUUUGAAUGUUGUUCGGGCAUAUUACGAUCAUCAUCGGGAGGACCUUGAGUUGAUGGAUGCCUUGCAGCAUAUUCUUCACGAGGAAGAUUGGGAUGCGAUUCGCCGCCCAGCAGAGGCAGGGACUUCCGAGGCAUGA
Molecule: messenger RNA, 525 nt
Organism: Coprinopsis cinerea okayama7#130
Lineage: Eukaryota; Fungi; Basidiomycota; Agaricomycetes; Agaricales; Psathyrellaceae
Exons: 3
Coding region: 1-525 (174 amino acids)
Source: RefSeq, a predicted model, not a curated record